AUGUCUAGCCCCCUCGAACCCGGUCCCACAAACGGGUACCGGUCGCCGGAGGGCGAUUCCCCCUCCCCAAUAGUCGCUGCCGGGCACCAGAGCGAUAGCGAUCUCUCAGAUAUGCGCGAGAAUGCCACACGUCUCGCUUCAUCGUCGCCGUCGCCGGACCCCAACGACUCGACCGGUUACAUGAAUGGCGCCCCUGACUUUGCUGAAACGGAAAGCUCUGGUGACGAAAAUAACGCAUCUGAUGACGCCGACUUCGAUAUGGAUGAAGACGUGGCGUCCGUUGUCCAGAGCGACGGAGCCGGUGAUGUCCAAUCCAGCUCCAACGACUCCCAGCAGCCCACGAAGCGGAAACCUGCCGCUAGAGAGGAUGACUUUAUCAAGGCGAACCCCGAGCUAUACGGACUGAGACGGAGUUCCCGCCCGACGCAACAGCGUAGAAUGGUCGAUUCAACUGAUGAAUCCGAAUCCGACGCGGCUCCCACCAAUAGGAGAACCGUCAAAAGAAGACGCGUCGAGACACCCAGACAAUCUUCGAAACGAGGCACGCCGGCACGACAACCGUCGACGGAUUCUGAUUCCGACUCCGAUAACUACGGCGGUGCCCGCGCAAAGAGUCUCCAGAAGAAGGCACGGCGUCAGCGUGAGGCCCAGCCGAACCUUCUCACCGAGAAACGCUGGUCGAGCAGGCGGGCCGCCCAAGUACAGCAGGGUGCCUACGAAGAGAGCGAUGUCGAUGACGAGGAAGACGGAUCCGAGCUCACGCCCAACUACUACGCAGCGGACGUUGUUGACGACUCCCCAUACAUUGACAAAGUUCUUAGACACAAGCUCAAGGAUGAUCUCGAGCUCAGUUGGAGUUCAACGAGGAACGAUUUCGAGUACUAUAUCAAGUGGCAAGGAAAGUCACAUCUUCACGACACAUGGGAGACGACGGACACUCUGCGUGGCAUGCGAGGCUACCGGAGAGUCGAGAACUACUUUCGAACCAUCGUGGAGAAUGAGCUUCUGAUUCGCUUUGGCGAGGAUAUCCCUCCCGAGACCAAAGAACAGUUCUUCCUGGAUCGCGAACGAGCCGAGGAAGCAUUGGAAGACUAUACCAAGGUGGACAGGAUCGUCGCUGUCCGCGAUGGCGAUGAUGAGACUGAAUACCUCGUCAAGUGGAAGGGCUGCUACUACGACGAGUGUACAUGGGAAGCAGCAUCUGCCAUCAGUUCGGACUUUCAGGACAAGAUUGACCAAUUCUUGGAUCGGUCUUCACGCUCAUGGGUUUCUGACCGCAAGGAAUCGAAUCCGGAGACGCGGACAAGAAUGACCAAGCUUGAGGCGCAACCCGACUACAUCAAAGGCGGCGAACUGCGCUCUUUCCAGCUCAGAGGUCUCAACUUCUUAUGUCUCAACUGGACUCGUGCCAACAAUGUCAUUCUUGCUGAUGAGAUGGGUCUCGGCAAAACUGUCCAAAGCGUGUCGUUCCUCAGUUGGCUGCGCAACGAGCGCGAGCAGGAGGGCCCCUUCCUCAUUGUCGCGCCCCUCAGCGUCAUUCCUGCAUGGGGCGAUACCUUCGACAACUGGUCCCCUGACAUGAACUAUGUCGUCUACCUCGGCAAUGAGACAUCUCGCAGCACCAUUCGUGACAACGAGCUGAUGGUCAAUGGCAAUCCCAAGAAGCCAAAAUUCAACGCCCUUAUCACCUCUUACGAGAUGAUUCUCCAGGAUUGGCAGUUCCUUCAGCAAAUCAAAUGGCAGGCUCUGCUUGUCGACGAGGCCCAUCGCUUGAAAAAUAAGGAGUCUCAACUGUAUGCGAGACUUGUCAGUUUCGGUGUGCCUUGCAAGAUUUUGAUCACCGGCACACCCAUUCAGAAUAACCUAGCUGAGCUUUCCGCACUAAUGGACUUCCUCAAUCCUGGCAAAGUCGUCAUCGAUGAAGAGUUGGAGAAUCUUGCUGGCAAUGACACUCAAGAGAAGCUGCAGGACCUGCACAAGUCAAUUGCCCCUUACAUCUUGCGUCGCACAAAGGAGACUGUCGAGUCCGAUCUUCCACCCAAGACCGAGAAGAUUAUUCGUGUCGAGCUUUCGGAUGUUCAAUUGGAAUACUACAAGAACAUUCUCACCAGGAAUUACGCCGCACUGUCCAACGCCACAGGCCAGAAGAACUCAUUGCUGAACAUCAUGAUGGAGCUGAAGAAAGUCAGCAAUCACCCUUAUAUGUUCCCCGGUGCCGAAGACAGAGUGCUCGCUGGUAGCACCCGUCGGGAGGACCAAAUCAAGGGUCUGAUUGCUAGCAGUGGAAAGAUGAUGCUCCUCGAUCAACUGCUCACAAAGCUCAAGAAAGACGGCCACAGGGUCCUCGUUUUCAGUCAGAUGGUCAAGAUGCUGGAUAUCCUCAGCGACUACAUGGCUCUCAGGGGCUACAAAUUCCAGCGCCUUGACGGCACGAUCGCUGCGGGCCCUCGUCGUAUGGCAAUCAACCAUUUCAACGCCGAGGACAGCGACGACUUCUGCUUCCUGCUUUCCACCAGAGCAGGUGGCUUGGGUAUCAACUUGAUGACAGCCGAUACCGUCGUUAUUUUCGACUCCGACUGGAACCCACAAGCUGAUCUGCAGGCUAUGGGACGUGCUCACCGUAUCGGGCAGAAAAAGCCUGUCAGUAUCUAUCGAUUGGUGUCGAAAGAAACAGUCGAAGAGGAGGUUUUGGAGCGAGCUCGCAACAAGCUUCUGCUUGAGUACCUAACAAUUCAAGCUGGCGUUACUGAUGAUGGUAAGGCAUUCCGCGAGGAAAUGAACAAGAAGGGCCUAAGGAUCGACGGACCGAACUCCGCCGAGGAUAUACAGUUGAUCCUUAAGAUGCGCUCGCAGAAGAUGUUUGAGCAAAGCGGCAACCAGGAACGACUGGAACAACUCGACAUCGAUUCAAUCUUGGAGAAUGCUGAAAUCACGAAGACAAAGGUCGACGACAAGAUGAACCUCAGCAGUGGCGGCAUUGACUGGGACAAUUUCAUGCAAUACACCGAUGUCAAGGUGGAUGACUUGGCACUUGACUGGGACCAGAUCAUUCCUGCCGAUGAACUUGCUGUCAUCAAAGCCGAGGAAGAACAACGCAAGAAUGAAGAGUACGUAGCAAAGGUUGCUGCUGAGAGCGCUCCACGUAGGGCGACAAUGAAGAAUCGGAACGAAACGGACAGAUCCGACCGCCUUGCGAAGAAGCGACAGAGGGAGGAACAGCAACGCCGGGAAGCUGAAGAACAACGUGCCCUGCUAUCUGAUCCUAGACGCCCACUGAACGAGAAAGAAACGCGGAACCUUCUCAAAGCCUUUUUUCGUUACGGUUCUAUGGAGGACCGCGGUGACGAAAUUAUCCAAGAAGCCCGACUUGGCGAACGCGAUCGUGACUACAUCAAAUCCAUUCUAGACGACUUCGUAAAGACUUGCGAAGAUGCACUCAACGACAAUAACGCACGUCUUAUGGACGAUGAACGGAAACUUGGAAAGUCAUUGACGAAAAAGGAUAAAAAAGCUGUUCUGGUCGACUUCGGUGAAGUGCGGAAGAUGAAUGCCGAGACAGCUGUCGAACGCCCGCGACAGCUUCGCCUGUUGAGACAAACCAUUCGGAAGAAUGAUGAUUUCAAGACAUUUCGCCUUGCUGACGCGACCAAGGCCGCGCAUUACUCUUGUGAAUGGGGGGCGCGAGAGGAUGGGAUGCUGCUUGUCGGUAUCGACAAGUAUGGGUUCGGCGCUUGGGCACAAAUUCGGGAUGACGACGAACUGGAAAUGUCGGACAAGUUCUUCCUUGAAGAGCACCGUAUCGAAAAGAAAGAGGAGCGAAAUAAGGGAACCGAAAAGGUGGUCAACUCCCCUGGUGCUGUCCAUCUCGUUCGUCGUUCGGAGUAUCUGCUCUCUGUUCUUCAGGCCAAGCACUCAGGCGACCCGCUAGCUCACAGAGCCGUCGAGAAUCACCAUCGUAAUAACAAGAGGCUGGCGAACGGACAUCGUCGCAACGACGUUGGCAGUGGCGCGGCAUCUCCUGCUCCAAUGGUCCCUAAGAAGAGCGGUUCACACCGAGACAGAGAACGCAGCCACACCGACCAUCAUCGCAGCCGUAGCAACGUCGAUGAAAAAAGCACGCCCCGUCCAGACUCAAAGAGAAAGCACUCUGGUCAUGACGAGGGCCGCAUCCCCAAACAUCGGAGAAUGGACGAGACGCGGCGCACAAAGAGCAAUGGCGAUGAGCAGCACUCUCCGAAGGCUGAUCGACCCCGGCACCGUGAUGAAGGCGAGCGCAGCAACAAGCACCGCCGCCCGGAAGAUCAUCGACAUGGAGACGAUCGUCGUCGUUUGAGCAAUACCCCGCGAGCCAGCCAACCCGAUAGUGAACGGCGGAAUCAAGCCUUGCGCCGACUUGACCAACUCCGCAAAAUGGGAGACAACAAGGAGGAGAGAGAGAAGGAUGCGGAUGCCAUGCUGUGGUAUCUCCUGAAGCCCGUCCGAGGGAAUUUUGAGGCAAUUCUUGUCACGACGAAGGAGAGAAUCAAAUCCAGCAAAGAGCGUGCUAGAAUAUUUGGCGAGGAGCUGGUUGUGAUCGGUAACUUUCUAGACCGCGAAUUCGUUCAAGAGCGAGACGAUGCGCUCAAGAACCGCUUCUGGGAGUUCCUGGCGAACCUAUGGCCUGUUGACAGCACCAGUAAUGAGGUGACGGGCGAGCGGUUGAGCGCCAUGUAUAGAGUCCUGCGGGACAGAGAGGUGAAGAAGCACAACGGAGGCAAGCCGGCAGCGGCGCCAACGAAUGGCACGGCAGCCACCUCCUAG
Colletotrichum graminicola M1.001 is the source of this 4800-nucleotide messenger RNA. RefSeq names its product SNF2 family domain-containing protein. Gene Ontology annotation, molecular function: ATP hydrolysis activity; histone binding; ATP binding. The transcript is spliced from 5 exons. NCBI's taxonomy places the organism in Eukaryota, Fungi, Ascomycota, Sordariomycetes, Glomerellales, Glomerellaceae. The record is from RefSeq and is a predicted model, not a curated record. Gene Ontology annotation, biological process: regulation of transcription by RNA polymerase II; nucleosome organization. Bases 1 to 4800 code for a protein of 1599 amino acids. Gene Ontology annotation, cellular component: chromatin; nucleus.